This is a messenger RNA of Hypomesus transpacificus, 3226 nucleotides long. RefSeq names its product chondroitin sulfate N-acetylgalactosaminyltransferase 2 (gene csgalnact2). The record is from RefSeq and is a predicted model, not a curated record. The coding region runs from base 559 to 2178 and encodes 539 amino acids. Gene Ontology annotation, cellular component: Golgi cisterna membrane. NCBI's taxonomy places the organism in Eukaryota, Metazoa, Chordata, Actinopteri, Osmeriformes, Osmeridae. The transcript has 8 exons. Gene Ontology annotation, molecular function: glucuronosyl-N-acetylgalactosaminyl-proteoglycan 4-beta-N-acetylgalactosaminyltransferase activity.
UCUGCUCAAAGAUAUAUAAAGAGCUAUGGCGCUUUUAUAAAACUGUUUGUAAAUACAUUUUCUGUCUUAUACACACAAUUUCAAAAGAAAAAGGUAUUUCUAGUUGUUACUUCUUUGUUGUACUAGCUAAACAAACAGUACGUGGUUUUGUCAUCUGGGUAAAGUGGAUCUAGAUACAGUCUGUACUCCGUGGCAUUUACAUGAAGAUGAGAGAAGGGACAUCUCUUCCUGUCAAAUUCUACAGGGUGUCAAACCCAACUAAGUAAGGCAAAGAAUGUUUGCUCCUGUGCUUCUGUACUACAUUUGAUCAACAACUCACGGGAAUAGCCACUCACCAACCAAAAUGGGCAGAAUGAAAUGACAUUCACUUUUUAUAGUGAUCAAUCUGGCUUUCUCUGUUCAAGGAUAUAUUGUCUGCCACAUUAGUAUGUUUGGCUAAACAUACUAUUUAUGAGGACUUGAUGCAUUGCAACAAGGGUGAACUGUCAAUCUUGGGGGAGGUUUAGCAGAAUUUGAAGAAAAUGAAGACGUCCCAGCCUUAGAUCUGAGGAAAGCGUGAUGCCCAGGCGAAGGUUAACUCUGCAGGGCCGGGCACGCUGGUUGCUCCUUGGUCUUUUCCUGCUACUGGUGCUGUUGCUGUUUGCCUACCUGCUUGAGUGCACCCCCCCAGCAGACGUCAGCCUGAUGCUGCCUGGCCUGGGUGCCGAGCCCUAUAGUAAGGAGUACUGCCAAGCCCUGCUGCAGGAGCAAGAGGAGCACCAUGUCAGCCGCACCACCAGCCUCAAGCGUCAGAUUGCCCAGCUCAAGCAGGAGCUCCAGGAGAUGAGUGAGAAGCUGAAGGUGCUGCAGGACAGGAAGGAGCUCCCUGGGAUACAGGGGCUGGCUGACAACAAGGACCAAGAGCCUGGAGACCUCCUGGAAUACCUCCAUUCUCAAAUUGACAAGGCAGAGGUGAACACGGGUGCGCGCUUGCCCAGUGAGUAUGCUCUUGUCCCCUUUGAGAGCUUCACCUCCACCAAGGUGUAUCAGCUGGAGAUGGGGCUGACGCGGCACCCAGAGGAGAAGCCUGUUCGUAAGGAUCGCAGAGAUGAGCUAGUUGAGGUCAUAGAAGCAGCUUUGGAUGUCAUUAACAACCCAGAUGAGGAGGAUGGCCAGGAGGAUGAAGCACCUAUGCAGAGGCAGACCUACACAGAGAACCACUUCACUGAGGGGCUAUACAGGACUGAACGGGACAAAGGCACGCUCUAUGAACUCUACUUUGCAAAAGAGGAUUCCAGCAGCUUCCGGCACGUCACUCUUUUCCGUCCAUUUGGUCCUUUGAUGAAGGUCAGGAGCACAUCUGUGGAGACAUCAGGGAUCAUAAUCAACAUCAUUGUGCCACUGGCAGGCAGAACAGAAACCUUCUCACAGUUCCUACACAACUUCAGGGAAGUUUGUAUCCAACAUGAUAGACAAGUGCAUUUGACCGUGGUUUACUUUGGACAGGAGGGCUUACAAGAGGUUAAGUCCUCUUUAGAAAAGAUGUCCAGGGAGGAGGACUUCUCUAACUACACCCUCAUCCCAGUGGACGAGGAGUUUUCCAGGGGCAGAGGUCUUGACAUUGGAGCCCAUGCCUGGAAGAAGGGAGAUGUGUUGAUGUUCUUCUGUGACGUGGAUAUCUACUUCACACUGGAGUUCCUCAACACUUGCCGUCUGAACUCUGCUCCAAACAAGAAAGUAUUUUAUCCAGUGGUUUUCAGUUUGUACAAUCCAGCCAUAGUUUAUGGAAAUUUGGAGCUAGCCCCCCCUAUUGAAAACCAGCUUAUUCAUAAGAAAGAUGCUGGUUUCUGGAGAGACUUUGGCUUUGGAAUGACAUGUCAAUACCGCUCAGAUUUCCUCAACAUUGGCGGUUUUGAUCUUGAAGUAAAGGGUUGGGGUGUGGAAGACGUCCACUUGUACAGGAAAUACCUGCGAAGCGACUUAAUUGUGAUGCGAACACCGGUGUCAGGUCUAUUCCACUUGUGGCACGAGAAGCAGUGUGCAGAUGAGUUGACACCAGAGCAGUACCGCAUGUGCAUUCAGUCCAAAGCCAUGAACGAGGCCUCGCACUCCCACCUGGGCAUGCUGGUGUUCCGAGAGGAGAUUGAGAAUCACCUCCGCAAGCAGGCCUUCAAGACUCAGAUCAAAGCAGAUGAAUGAACCGGUUUGUUUCCAACAUGGAUGUCUUUGUCCCUUUGUGCAACUUACAGUCCAGGCGCUGAUGUUUUAGAAGACAUCAGAAUGGCAGUACUAAAUAUGGUUAAUUAUGAAAAUGCACUAUAGAAGAAGCUGUUGACACAAAAACCUCCAGUUAUUUGUUAUAGUUUAGCUGAAGACACAGAUGAAUGUACUAAAAUGUACAGUUACAUUGAUAAAUGUGAAAAAUCUAAGUGAUAGACCUGAAUAGCACUACCUGCAUUAACAUCAAAAGACUAAACACCUUUAAAGUUUGGACUAAACUAUCAGGCGGUGGUCCAACCAAACUAAGGAUUGGGUCCCUGUAAACAAUAAAAUAAAAAAUGUUAGUUGUCCCAUGCCAGUCUCAAGCCAUAUGUUAUAUUAUUUUUUAUUCAUAGGAAACCUGGGUGAUUCCUACAGCUGGGUUAAACCAUUCAUGAUUGAGCCAUUAAAUGACAAUUGCGCUGUGGGAAAUCUGGUAUUAUUAACAUGUACAUAACUUUUCUGUGUACAUCAUUCUAAUGGUUUAUGUUUUUAUAAUACGAUACGUGUGCCUACUAGCUGGGUGUGGGGAUAUGAAAGUCAAGAUUAUACUCUAUACCUCUUUGAGGUUGAAGUCAUUGAUUAAAAUUUAUGACAAUACAGAGCAGCAUUCACAACUGAAAAUAGUACAUGUUGGUCCUGAUCAUGUCUGCUGAGAAAAACAUUGCUGGAAAGAGAUAUUUACACUUGCAAGAAUGUGACCUUAUCAGAUAGCUCUUUAUUUGUUUUAAAUGUCUUCAAAAACUGAAGCUGAACAUUAUUACAAAUGGAUAGGUUACGGUUGCAUUUUUUUUGUACACAAAUAUGCCAGUUUUGUUGCAUUUCUGUUCCUUGUUCUGUUAAACAUUGGCCUUCCACCUAUUUUACCCUGCUGCAUGGUUCUGUAGUCUAUAUUAUUUCUAGAAAGGUUUUUUUUAUUUUUUUUAAGGAUUCGGUUUUUAACUGAGCUCUACUCAACACCAAUACAAUAAAAAGACUUAACAACUGA